This is a messenger RNA of Trichoplax adhaerens, 2319 nucleotides long. RefSeq lists its product as uncharacterized. The record is from RefSeq and is a predicted model, not a curated record. Bases 1 to 2319 code for a protein of 772 amino acids. Lineage: Eukaryota; Metazoa; Placozoa; Uniplacotomia; Trichoplacea; Trichoplacidae. The transcript has 13 exons.
AUGGGAGCCGAAAAUAGCAUUUUAGAUUCUUAUAAACUAUCAAAACCAUUGAUCAAGCAAAAAAAUAACGGUCAGCCAUGGACAAUUCGACCUGCACUGAAUGAUAAAGGCAUCAAAGUUGCCGUAUUUACACACGAUCUUUCACUUGGAUCCAGCAAGCCGCAAAACGGAAUAGAAAAUGCUACUAAGGGUCUUACAGCACAUAAUAAUAUCGCAAAGUCGGCAAUAUACGUUAGUCAAAGUGAUGGAUGUUGGAAACUUGGAGGGAUGGAAUAUACGCGAUCGUAUCGUAACAUUAACGCUGAGUUCUUACGCCAGACAACAAAAUACCGUUGCUCAGAUGCGAUAUCACCUGAAGAAAAGUCUGGUAAGUUUGAUCCACCACUCUCUUCCAGCCAAAGUCGUGAUGUUUACGCGUUUGGUAGGCUAGUCAUGUCAUUAAAAGAGAAAUUUGAAAUUGAGAAUGAUGAAGUAGUACAACGGUUUACGAACCGGAUAUCUGAGCAAUGUUUAAUCGACGAUCCUAAGUUGCGAUCGAAAUUUGGUCAAUUGAUGAAAGAAGAAAUAUUUACGGAAAAUGAUUUAUUAGAUCUUGUUACUUUCUUAAAUAAUAUAACACUUAAAUCGAAUAUCGAGAAACAGGAAUUCUUUAGAUACUUAGCUAAGCGAUUGCGACGUUACCGUUCCGCAACCAUCGUACGAAGGGAAGAAGUAAUUCCGAUCAUUGUCAAAUUAUUUAAAGUUAGGCAUAAGCACGUCCGGCUAUUAAUUUUAGAUCGUUUUAAUACUUACAUCAACUAUUUUAACAAACAACAAUUACAAAAGGAAGUUCUUCCCAAGAUUCUUCAGGGUUUAAGAGAUAUAGAUAAUGAAAUCGUUGCAGCUACAUUUAGGGCUAUGGCUGACUGUGUCCUUGUGCUUGGAGCUGAAAAUGUGGUUGGAACCGCCGACCGAAGAACUAUCUUUAAAGAAGGUCAACCUGAUGUAAGUAUAGUUGACCAGUUAUGGAUAGUUUCACCUCAGGAGAGUUUUUCGUCAUAUGAAGUUUCUCCAAGCACAAACUAUCAUAUCAUUCAAAAGAUGAUCGAUAAUGCCAGUAUAACAAGUGACGAUACUCAUGACGAUCCAGUGGAAAUUAUGGAACGUUCAAGCACUAAAAAUGUAUUUGAUACAAAAUUAAAUUAUGAGAAAUCGAUGGGAGACAAAACUAAUAGCAAUAUAAGGGGUGAUUCUCCUGAAAUGAAAAAGAAACUUGACAGAGAACGACGACGUGAAGAGAAUCGUAAACGUAAUGAAGAAAAAAAAAGGCAACGUGAUUUGUUAAAAUCUGGGAAAAAAACAGGUAUGGAAAUAACGGGAAUGGAGCACGCUGCUUCAGUUGCAGGCGAAGAUGAUCACUUACCACUUGAGACACCACAGAAAAUCGUAAACGAUAUUCAUAACACCACUAUUGAUCAAAAAGUGGACGUUAUUUCCGAGUCAGCAUCGAUUAAUGAGAAUGAUGGAAAUAGACAUGUUGAGGAGGAUGCGUGGUCAAACGACAAUUGGGAGUAUUUUGGAAAGCCUAAUGAGACUGAUGAAUGUAGCACCACCUCUUCACCCGAGACAACUACUAUGCCUGAAUCGAAUGAAGAUUAUCUUAAAAAAGUGAAAACUCUACAAACUGAGAAAUCGUCCUUGAACGAUAACAUGGCAGAAGUUCGUAAAAACUUGUCUGAUAGCGUGACACUAUCUGGCAAUGGAGUGGACAAUAACAGUAGUCGAUUUUCUACAAUGCCUAACAAAGAUAUUUUAUUGCCUAAUGAAAUUAAGGCAACUGAAAGUAGAACUUCAAUAUCCUCAAUAUCGGAAGCGGUUCAUGACUCUGCAGCUGGUUCUACUACUGGUAGUGUUAAGACUGAGCUAGUAGAGCCCAGAAAUAAUCAGGCUGAAAAUGGUUGGCAAACUUGGAACGCAUCCCAGCCAUCAUCCCCUACGCUAUCGACUUCCAGUUCAAAUACAUCUAAGAACACGCCUUCGUUAAAAAAGUUGAAAAAAACAAAUAAGGUGGAGACAUUGGGCCAUGAAUUUGAUAUUCAAAUAAAAUCUGUAGAUCCUACAGAAGAGAUAGAUUUUUUUGCAGACAUGCUGCCUGUGUAUACUGCUCCAGAAAAAAGUGUCGAAAUCAAAAGUAGACAUAAACAGAGCUCAAAAUCCGAUAGCAAAUCUUUAUUUUCGAUUCGGGAUAGCACAAAUGAUAGCGGCAUGGGUACGUCUGGUUGGGAUGAUGAAUGGGAAGACAGUGCAGCAAAGAUUUGCGAGGACUCAACGCAGGCAUAA